Molecule: messenger RNA, 1044 nt
Organism: Protopolystoma xenopodis
Lineage: Eukaryota; Metazoa; Platyhelminthes; Monogenea; Polystomatidea; Polystomatidae
Source: the annotation of a GenBank genome assembly
AUGUGCGAACGUGAUCCUCCGUUUUUCGUCACGCUUACCAUUCUUUCAGUGGAUCAGUUCAUGUUCAACUUCGGCACUUGGGACAGUCAAGCGCCCGUGCUUGAUGCGCGUCUUCAUGCAUUGCUUGUUUCCUCUCUUCGGCCGGCCGGCUCCAGCCUCACUCUCUCCAGCUCGGCUACUGCGGUUGCCGCCUCCGAGUCCUUUGCUUCUGUCUACGAGCCCGCCACGGGGCUCCUCUGCACCUGCGCUUCGGACUGCGCCUCUCUGGCCUCCGGCUUCGUCAUGGCAGACCCGCCAGAGUGGCAUCACUACGAGGUGAGCCAGCACCAACAUCAGCAGCAGCAGCAGCAUCAGCAUCAGCAUCAGCAACAACAAGAGGACCAAAACUGGUGUCAAGACACGUACCGGCCUCAGGAGCAGACGUCACGGAGUCUGCUGUCGAAGCGACAAGAGAAGGCGGCAGCGCCGUGCCAGACGCCGGCACAGGCCUUCUUGACCAGCGGCGACGGAGACGGACACGGAAACGGAGAGCAGCUGAUGAAACCGGUCAGGUGGCCGGCUCGAACGGUUGACGCAACGGACACGAGAAGUGAGAGGUCAGAGGUCGAGGCGAAUGAGAAGAAAGCGAAUUUAAAGGAAGAGGAGAAGAAGGAAGCAGAGGUGGAAGAUGGGCAAGGUGAUGCUGAUGAUGAUGCUGAUGAUGAUGAUGAUGAUGAUGAUGAUGUUGGUGAUGAUGCGGAUGAGGAGGCUGCGAGGGAGACAAGGAUUGUGAGGCUUCGAGAGGGCAAGUCGAGAGGCUUAAGACGGAGGAGCCCAAAGCCGGCUGGCGACGAAGAGGGCCAAAGGUCGCCGGGCUUCUCGAGAGGCCGAAUUGUCGCCUGCCUUCAGCGCUUCACGCAAUGGAGUCCCAACACGGAAAAGCAGUUGCAUCGCAGCACUUACGUCCGCCAGACGCGUAUCAUAAGCCGGGUAAGGCAUGAGGCGAACCAUCAUUGUAAUAUAUACGAAGAAAAGUUGGGUUUCGAGGAAUCUCUUAUUUCAUAA